Molecule: messenger RNA, 1215 nt
Organism: Zymoseptoria tritici IPO323
Lineage: Eukaryota; Fungi; Ascomycota; Dothideomycetes; Mycosphaerellales; Mycosphaerellaceae
Exons: 5
Biological process (GO): transmembrane transport; intracellular zinc ion homeostasis; zinc ion transport
Cellular component (GO): Golgi apparatus; membrane
Molecular function (GO): zinc ion transmembrane transporter activity
Source: RefSeq, a predicted model, not a curated record
CACAAGCAUGAUGAUCAUGCCCAUGUACACGAUCACGCACACAACGCAACGACAUCACACAAGGUAGAAGGGAAGCAUUCUUUCUUCACGGCGUACUUUUUGGACAACUGCGAGCCGGGCUCGCUGGCGCAUGGCAUUCUGAGCGAGAAGGACUCUCGGCGGAUUGCAUAUUUCACAUGGCGAACGACUCUGCUAACUCGUCACAGCCUCAACUUCGGUUUUAUGCUGGUCCAAGGAGUCUACGGCUACCUCAGUGGCUCCCUUGGCCUCCUCAGCGACACAGUACACAUGUUCUUCGACUGCCUCGGGCUGGUUAUUGGACUCGGAGCCGCCGUCGCCAGCAAGUGGCCGACCUCGCCCGAGAAACCCUACGGAUGGGGCAAGCUUAACACGCUGGCAGGAUUCGGCAAUGGUAUCUUUUUGAUGCUGGUCAGUGUGGAGUUUGUAUGGGAAGCGAUGGAGGGUAUCAUGGAGCAGAAGGAGAUAAGAAGGGUCGAGGAACUGUUGGUGGUGAGUACGAUGGGGUUUGUGGUCAACAUGAUCGGGCUGUUCGCUUUUGGGCAUGCGCAUCAUGGGCAUGAUCAUGGACACGGACAUGGACAUUCUCAUGGGCACGACGAUCAUGCCGGACACUCGCACGGCCAUGAUCACGGACACGAUCACUCUCACGAUCACUCUCACGGCCAUGCUCACGACCACUCUCAAGACCACUCCCACGACCAUGCGCACGCUCACGACCACACCCAUACAAACGGCCACACCCACGGCCACCACACCCCCAUCUCUCCCAGCUCUCUCACACCAGCCACCGCAAUGACGCUGUGGAAACCCUGGUACGGCUGGGACCCUCUCGCGACAAUCCUCAUCGCAAUUCUCAUCUUCGCGGCUGCGGUCCCGCUCGUGAGCGGCAGUGCGCGGAAACUACUCCUCGUCGUACCGGACGAUUUGGAGUGGGGCAUCAAGGAGAUGUUACAGGGGUUGAGGGAGGAGAGAGGGGUGGUGGGGUAUAGUGGGGUGAGAUUUUGGGUCGAUGAUCGAGAGGAAGGGAGGGUCGGUGGGGGACCGAGGGUUAUGGGUGUGGUGCAUGUGAUUGCGAGUCCGGUGGCGGAUCUGGAGGAUGUCCGAGGGAGGGUGGAGGAUUUCGUGGGGGAGAGGGGGAUGGAUUGUGUGGUGCAUGUGGAGAGGGAGGGGGAUGAGUGUUGGUGUGGGGGUGGG